Durusdinium trenchii is the source of this 2203-nucleotide messenger RNA. The record is from the annotation of a GenBank genome assembly. Lineage: Eukaryota; Dinophyceae; Suessiales; Symbiodiniaceae.
CAGACCACCCCACCAUUGGCCUUUUGUUAUCAUCAUCUCACAGCAUGGCGGGACGGUCUACUGCGGACGAGGUAGACGACCUUGUCCAGGAGAUAAACCAACAUCCCGCAAGCAAUCCGACCAGCAAGACAGCACCAGCUAGCCAAGAGACACAAUCACUCAGAGCUCUUGCAGACACGCAGAGGUUUCUCGUUGAGAAUCAGGAGCUUUGCUCUAAGCUGGUGAGCAAGCUCUCGUCCUUGGUGCCUGAAGCCUUGAGAGAUUGGGAGGCAAUGAUCCAGGAGAAUCAAAUUCUUCGCCAGAAACUGCAGGCAAACAAGAUCCCCUUUGACGACCUUCCAGAUGUCAAACCUGAGAAGUUCACGCUGCCGGGUGCAUCUGAGCCAAAUUGUAGCUUUUCCACCUCAGAGCUCAUGACUGUGAGCGGCUCACACUUUCGGUCGGGCCGGAGGAAGAGCGCUUUGGGAAGCAUGCCAAAAAAGCGGAAGUCCUCCUUGGGCGAGGCUGCAGAGGACCCAGCGCUCAUGCUAGAGCAGUUGGAACGUGCCCUUCAAGUUUCUCCUACAAACUUGGCUGGGCAAGGGCAAGUCCGCCCCACGACACCUCAGAGCAAGGACAUGGCAGAGAUCACUGAGGAGAAAUUGGAAGAACGACACAAGAGAGAGCAGCAGAAGAAGGACAUGGAGAAGAUCAAACAUUGGAGCGCAAAGAAGAUGAGCAGAUCAAAGUCAACAGAUCAUCUCUCAAGUGCUUCAACAACGGACUUAGGGGAACUUACGCUGGACCAACAGGUUGAGGCCGAAGGCAAGGUCUUUGGAAGCCCAGAGGCCUUGAAGGAUGAAGUGCGCAAGGCUUUGCACAAAGAAGAGUUUAGUCUGGCAAAGUAUUACAAAACCACUGGAAUUGUGCAAAGAGUCGCGCGGAGUCAUUUGUUCGAGGUUUUUACCCUGGCCCUCAUUGGCGUCAACUGCCUUUGGAUGUCUGUGGAUGCUGACCUCAACACAGAAACGCUGCUUCCCAAUGCCCUUCCGAUCUUUCAGGUGGCCGAGAACUUGUUUUGCUUUGGAUUUACGCUGGAACUUUCAAUCCGCUUCUUCGCGCUGAAGCACAAAAGGAAAUGCUUGAAAGAUCCCUGGUUCAUCUUUGACUUGGUCUUGGUGGUCCUGAUGAUUAUCGAGGUCUGGGGAGUUUAUGUGGUCAUGCUUGUGGGCGGCGAAUCAGUCAGUGUUUUCCAGAACGCCACAAUUCUACGGAUUCUCAGAGUGCUGAGGCUGCUUCGGACAGCACGCAUGGGAAAGAUCCUGCGGACCAUGCCCGAACUGAUGCUGUUGAUCAAGGGCAUCUAUGUUGCAACACGAUCGGUCUUCUUCACCUUGGCAUUGCUUGGAAUUUUUAUAUAUGUCUUCUCCAUAAUCUUCAUGCAGUUGACCAGAGACUCCGUGUGGUUGAAGAAUGAGUACUUCAACGGGUUUGGCGACACGAUGCUCACGCUCCUGCUAGACGCAGUCCUUCCGGAUCUCAGCGGCUUCAUACGUAACCUGGCCGAACAUGGUGGAGACACAGGGUGGCUCAUCGCAACUCUGAUGAUGUUCUUCGUCCUGUUGGGCUCCGUCACGGUCAUGAAUAUGCUUGUCGGUGUGCUGGUCGAGGUGAUUAAAACCGUCUCGGAGAUCGAGCGCGAACAGCUGGAAGUGAGCUUUGUCAAGAAGAUCUUCUCGGACAUGAUCACUAAGAUGAAUCUCGACGCAGACGGUGACAACAGGAUCUCAAAAGAAGAGUUUGAUACCCUACUCUCCAAGCCAGAAGCUGCCAAAGCUCUUAUGAACAUUGGGGUGGACGUGGUUGGCCUGGUGGAUUAUCGAGAUGUGCUCUUCGGAAAUGAGGGCAGCAUGGAGUUGUCCUUUGCAGAGUUUAUGGAAGCCAUUUUGGAGUUGAGAGGUACGAACAAUGCCAAAGUCAAAGACAUUGUCGACCUUCGGAAAUUCGUCUCGCAGGAAACCGGGGCAAUCUACGAACUUGUGGCCACCGUGACGAAUCAGGAUGAUGAGAGCAGCCUGGCCUCGUCAUCGCGCUCCCGCUCACGCUCGCAUUCCAAACACGGACAGGAGAGAUACGAGGAGAGACUAUCUUCGAAGAUUGCUGAAGAGUGCUGAGAAGGGCUGAGUGAUAGAGUAUGUACCUGUGUGCUGCGCCCAGACCCAAC